AUGAAGAUCACCAACCCCCUACUCCUCUCUCUGGCUACUUGCCUGGCCCAUGCUAGCCCUCUCGUCAGGCCGGACAUUCUCAACUACGCUUUGACCCUGGAACAUCUCGAGGCCGCCUUCUGGGAAGAAGGAUUGAAGAACUACACGCAGGCCGACUUCGUCGCCGCCGGGUUCAACGACCCCUUCUAUGCCAACCUGCAACAGAUCGCAGCCGACGAGAACUCCCACGAGGAGUUCAUUGCCAACGCUCUGUCCGCGGCCGGAGCCUCCCCCGUGGCCAGAUGCAACUACUCUUUCCCAGCAACCGAUGUGAAGAGUUUCCUGGCACUGUCCAAUGUGCUGGAGGGCUCAGGAUUCAACCCCAAUAAUGCCACCGAUCUGUACGCUGCGUUCAUCACCUUGACCGGCCCCGUCUGGGCUCCCUGGAAGCCCACUGAGGACGGACAGAUCGUGGUGACUGUUCCGGAGGGUGUCUCCGGUCAAAGCUACCUGGUCAUUACUCAGGGCAACCAGCAAGCGACGGACGACACUAUUCUCGCUGGCCCUGCUAUUGUCGAGGUCGGAACCGCCAACGCGACCAUGGGGAUGGGAACUAGUGACAUGUCCUCCACGGCCUCUUCCUCCAUGACAUUCACCAUGGCCUCUGCGACCACUUCUAGCACUUCUGCUCUGUUCACCGGUGGUGCCGGCAAGAUGGCCACGAGUCUGGGAUAUGUCCUUGGCCUUUCUGGACUUGCCGCGGCUGCUCUCAUCUAA
Molecule: messenger RNA, 756 nt
Organism: Aspergillus thermomutatus
Lineage: Eukaryota; Fungi; Ascomycota; Eurotiomycetes; Eurotiales; Aspergillaceae
Product: ferritin-like domain-containing protein
Exons: 4
Coding region: 1-756 (251 amino acids)
Source: RefSeq, a predicted model, not a curated record